AUGAUUGACCAGUCGGCGGCCGCACAAAUGGCAGACUCCAAGGCCCCGGCUGCCUCUAAUGCUGCCGCCACAAGGAUCCGGAACCUGUUUGCCAAACCGACGCUGGCGACCCACGCCAAACCCGAGGAGGAAACCGCGGGUAACCGGCGCGUGUGGCGCGCAGAUAAUCCCUUCAACCGAGUGCUCUCUUGGUGCGGCUGCGUCACUCUGGACGAAGCCUAA
Messenger RNA from Gregarina niphandrodes, 222 nucleotides. RefSeq lists its product as hypothetical. The record is from RefSeq and is a predicted model, not a curated record. The coding region runs from base 1 to 222 and encodes 73 amino acids. The transcript has a single exon. Lineage: Eukaryota; Apicomplexa; Conoidasida; Eugregarinorida; Gregarinidae.